ACCGUUAAAGUGGAAGGAGGCUGCACCGUGUCUCAUUGGAGUCCCUGGGAGUUUUGCACUGAGGCAGGGGUCAGCUGAAAGACAAAGAAAAAUGGCGAAUAGUUUGGGAGGGCAGCUGCUCAGUUUUGCACCACAGUGGACACUCCAGAGAGCUUGGCCUGCAUCUCCUGCUGCCUUUGUUUCCUCUUUGCUCCACGUCUCUCUUCCCCUCUUCUUUUUGUGUGUGGAGAAGGACUAGAAAUGGCUAAAUUAGCUCUGUCAGAGGAGGCAUGAUUAGCUGCCUGUAAAAUUAACGCUAUCCCCGUUACCAUAAUGUCCACGGAUGGGGGUUUUGCAGGAGGAAACAGUGAUGCACAGCAGUGUCUUCAAUCUUUCUGGCCUCGAGUCAUGGAUGAGAUUCGAAACCUAACAGUGAAAGACUUCAGAGUUCAGGAGCUCCCAUUGGCACGCAUUAAGAAGAUCAUGAAACUAGAUGAAGAUGUGAAGAUGAUCAGUGCAGAAGCUCCUGUUCUGUUCGCCAAGGCUGCUCAGAUAUUCAUCACGGAGUUGACACUACGAGCUUGGAUACACACAGAAGACAACAAACGCAGGACUUUGCAGAGAAAUGAUAUUGCUAUGGCCAUCACGAAGUUUGAUCAGUUCGACUUUCUCAUUGACAUCGUUCCAAGGGAUGAACUUAAACCUCCAAAGCGACAGGAGGAGGUCCGCCAGGCUGUGACUCCAGCAGAACCCGUCCAGUACUACUUCACUCUGGCCCAGCAGCCAGCAGCUGUCCAAGUCCAGGGCCAACAGACGGGCCAGCAGACAACCACAUCCACCACCACAAUCCAGCCUGGGCAGAUCAUCAUCGCCCAGCCUCAGCAAGGACAGACCACACCUGUGACCAUGCAGGUGGGAGAAGGGCAACAGGUGCAGAUCGUUCAGGCCCAGCCACAGGGGCAAACCCAGCCGGCGCAAAGUGGGACCGGGCCAACUAUGCAGGUCAUGCAGCAAAUCAUCACCAACACGGGCGAAAUCCAGCAGAUACCGGUCCAACUUAAUGCCGGCCAGCUGCAGUAUAUCCGCUUAGCCCAGCCUGUGUCUGGAACUCAGGUGGUCCAGGGCCAGAUCCAGACGCUUGCAGCCAACACGCAGCAGAUUGCGCAGACAGACGUUCAACAGGGGCAGCAGCAGUUCAGCCAGUUUACCGAUGGACAGCAACUCUACCAGAUCCAACAAGUGACUAUGCCUGCCGGUCAAGAUAUCACCCAACCUAUGUUCAUCCAGUCCACCAAUCAGACGACAGAUGGACAGGCGCCACAGGUCACGGGAGACUGAUCAGCUCCAGCCGGAAGCUUUCCUGAUGUGGUGGAAUUCAUAGCGACUUGAUUGAUGUUCCCACUGAUCAAGUCGAGAAACAGCCUUUUAACUAGUCCAUUCCCUCCCCACCAUGUUGUCUUCAUUGAUAGAAAGAUGUCAAAGGUUGUGAUCAGCGUUACAUCAACUGCUUACGUUGGCUGGGAGGAGAGGAUGCCACAGGAACUGACUACAAUGCAAUAUAUGUAUUUCUUUUUAUAUAUAUAUAUAUAUAUAUAUAAAUUUUGAAUUCUGUGUUCCUCAGUAGUUCCACUUUGACCAUUUUAUAGAGGGCUCUGCAGGCAGUGCAAGGCCUUCUCAUUUCUUCGUGGUCUGGGAUCUUUUCUUUGUCCUUUCUGUUCUCCCGUCCAUUACAUUUGAAAUCAAAAAAAUCUUUAUCCUGUUUCAUCCCUGAUUGCACAUAUCGCAUUAUCAUUAAAUCUGAAAGUGUGUUAGUGUGCACAUGUGUAUAUACUGUGUGUGUGUGUAAGAGAGAAUGGGCAGAGGGAUUCCUCUUUUUUUUUUUUUUUAAUCCAGGUGCUGCUAACUGCAGUUCCCAAGUUUGAAAAUUAACAGGGAAAACCCAGCUUUUCCUUUAUGAACCUAUUUUCUAAAGGCAUUAAAUUUGGCCUCAAACUAUUUUGGAAUGACUUAAGGGGAUUUGGACACGCAAAUACAAUGUAUUGGGUAAUGGUAUAAAAUUCAGUCGAUGCAUGUUUUUUAAAAAAUGCAUGAAAUGCAAUAAACCUUUUUUUUCCUAUAAUA
This is a messenger RNA of Pantherophis guttatus, 2100 nucleotides long. RefSeq names its product nuclear transcription factor Y subunit gamma (gene NFYC). Gene Ontology annotation, cellular component: CCAAT-binding factor complex; nucleus. The record is from RefSeq and is a predicted model, not a curated record. Gene Ontology annotation, biological process: regulation of transcription by RNA polymerase II. Lineage: Eukaryota; Metazoa; Chordata; Lepidosauria; Squamata; Colubridae. Gene Ontology annotation, molecular function: DNA-binding transcription activator activity, RNA polymerase II-specific; RNA polymerase II cis-regulatory region sequence-specific DNA binding; protein heterodimerization activity.